Molecule: messenger RNA, 828 nt
Organism: Malania oleifera
Lineage: Eukaryota; Viridiplantae; Streptophyta; Magnoliopsida; Santalales; Ximeniaceae
Product: protein EARLY FLOWERING 4
Exons: 1
Coding region: 225-641 (138 amino acids)
Biological process (GO): positive regulation of circadian rhythm; entrainment of circadian clock
Cellular component (GO): nucleus
Source: RefSeq, a predicted model, not a curated record
UCCGAUAUCUGCCGACGUGGCAAAAACAUCUGCUCUUUUGCGGCUUUGCUUUUUUAAUCUUUUUUCACAGUCAUCCAAUAGAACCUCUUUAUAAGAUAUUUUCUGAGGCAAAUCCAAACACGCGCGCUCCCGUAGCGCGUGCACUUCAACCCUACAAAAUAAGCCAGUCGCCCCCAACCUCAAAGCCAUCUCCGAUCAGAGAGCGGCGUUGCUCCACCACAUGCAUGACAACGCUUGAUUCUUCCUCCGCCGCUGAAUCCAGCAUGGACGACGGCUCCAACGGCUCCCACCAACCCAGCCGUCUCCACCUCCACUCCGCCGACGGCCGCAACGGCUACGGCUACGGUGAGGACGCCGACGGGGAAGGAGACGCCGAGGUCUGGGAUGCGUUCAGCAAGAGCUUUAGUCAGGUCCAGUCCGUUUUGGAUCGGAACCGGGUUUUGAUCCAGCAGGUGAACGAGAACCACCAGUCUAAGAUUCCGGAUAAUCUCGUCAAGAACGUGGCCUUAAUUCAGGAGCUCAACGGGAACAUUUCGAAGGUCGUUUCGCUCUACUCUGAUCUCUCUACGAAUUUCUCUAGUAUGUUUCAUCAGCGGAACGGAACGGUAGCCGGAAAGAAUGACGAUGCAAAGGGCGCUUGAAUCGAUCCCUUAGUUAGUUAAUUGCAGUAAUUUUUUUUUUUCUCAAUCCCCUCGAUGCUUGUUUCAAUUGACCUAAUUGUCUGGUGUUAUUCAGCAAUUCGGUUCCCUGAUGUAGCGUGCGACUGACGUCCUUAAAUUGGGAAAUUGGUCUCUUGGAAUAAAGUUGGGUUGUGGGUUUAUUGAUUGA